AUGAAAUGAGGGGAGGGCAUCAGUGGGUAAAGAUGGAAAUAGAUAAACACAGCAAGGCUGAUGUGGCUGAGGACAAAAAUCCUGGACGACCGGGCUGACGUCCACUUGAACAUCUGACUGCGUGGUUCACGGGUUGCUCGCUCCUCCAGCAGCUCGAGUGGAAAAAGUGGAAGGAUCUGAGCUUCACUCAGCGUCUGAGGGACAUCUGAGGCUCCAAGACAAGGCGACGUGCAUCCAGAGGAGGUGGCAGAAGUGCCUUUUCGACAAGUGGUUACACUGAACACGACCUGAUCAUGAGGAAUGCUCACGUGUGUUUCCUCCUGGCUCUGCUGCUGCUCCUGCUGCGUUCCUCCCACAGUCUGGACGAGGACACACAGAGGGAGGUCCUGGCAGUGGACGUCUUGAACCGCAGCGGUGUGUUGAACUCGCUGCUGCGCUCGGAGCAUCACACUGUGCUCAGACGUGCCAGGACCCAACGUCCAGUCCCCCAGGUCCCAAAGAGAGCUCAGCAGGGCUCUCGCUUUGCCCUGUCUCUGGAUGUGCCCACCAGCAUCCUCAGUGUUCUCAUAGACCUGGCCAAGAACCAGGACAUGAGGACCAAGGCUGCAGCCAACGCAGAGCUGAUGGCACGAAUAGGCAGGAAAUGACAAGUAUGCAGAGAGGUGAUGUCACUGGAGGACAUGAUUAUGUGUUGUUAUGAUGUAUUUAUGUACUCACUAUAUUUGACACACUUUGAGUAUUUGUACAUUAACAUCAGGACUGUUCAGUUUGACUGAAUAUUUCAAACUUUUCGAUUCACACAUUGUGUAAUAAAAAUGGUGACACUUUUUAAACCAAUGAUGUCAUAUUUUGACUAGAAUAAACA
Molecule: messenger RNA, 865 nt
Organism: Cynoglossus semilaevis (tongue sole)
Lineage: Eukaryota; Metazoa; Chordata; Actinopteri; Pleuronectiformes; Cynoglossidae
Product: urocortin-3
Exons: 2
Coding region: 294-647 (117 amino acids)
Biological process (GO): digestion; adenylate cyclase-activating G protein-coupled receptor signaling pathway; hormone-mediated signaling pathway
Cellular component (GO): extracellular region
Molecular function (GO): hormone activity; corticotropin-releasing hormone receptor 2 binding
Source: RefSeq, a predicted model, not a curated record